Molecule: messenger RNA, 2244 nt
Organism: Hymenoscyphus albidus
Lineage: Eukaryota; Fungi; Ascomycota; Leotiomycetes; Helotiales; Helotiaceae
Source: the annotation of a GenBank genome assembly
AUCAUGGACACAUUCACCACAGACAGACAUCAAUAGCAGCACCUCAACGAAUUAGGGGGCAUCUCCAGUCAUCGCCUACUUAUUACCCAAUUCUAUCAACACAACACAGGUGAAUCGCGUAUGGGUGAAGCAGUUGGGAGGAAGGGGGACUUUGCGCCUGCCAUGCGAGGUUUCUAAAAGGCUAUUUCACGAACCUCAAGAGAGCAGAGGAAGGAAUUAUAGAAGAGCGAGAGCGACCUAGAUCAAAUCGCAACGAUGGCGCAACCACCGCCCCAACAGCAGCAGCAGCAGCAGCAGUUCGCGAUGCCGAUGCCCCAACGGCAGUUCUCUCCCCAGGAACCGACCGCGACGUCACCGGGAGGAGCGCCUCAGCAACAGUUCUCCUUCCCACCAAACAAGCGGCAGCGACUGUCGCCAAAUCCACCCUCGCAGCCAGGCUCACCUUAUAGCACUUCACCUUAUGCGAUGAGUCCUGGCGCCUCGGGUCCGCAGUCGGCCGCCGCGUCCCCUCAUUUUACCAACGUCCAAAUCCCACCCAAUGUCUAUAAUACCCCCUACGCGAAUGGGCACACCACGCCUACGGGCAACCUGAAUCUUUCUCAAGCGCAACCGAGCCCCCAAUUACAAAGGACGAAUUCACUCACCUUUCCGAGUCAGAAUCAAAGCCCGAACUCGGUUAUACCUCCAAACCACGGUCUUCCACAGAACCACGGUCCUCCUCAAAAUCACAGCAUGCCCCCGAACAACAACGGUUUUGCCACAAAUUACAACUAUACCGUACCCAUGCAGGGCUCUCAAGGCGCAGGUAUGAUGGGUCCUCCGUCGAAACCCCCAGAGAAACCCAAGGAAGAUGGACUGGAUGGGAUGGAUGUUUUAGGUGGUACUGGUGUCGAUCUUCGAGAGGAAGAAGCAUACUUGAUCAAUGAGUCGUUCAACGCGCAAACCACUGGUUCGCAGGCUGGCCAUUUCACCCCCGGACACAGUUUCUCUCAGUUCCCUCCUGGAGACAAGAGUACUUUCUACGGAUCAGGUCCUGCGAACUCGGGCAACGAAAUCACAAGUAUAGAGGCGCAAGAUGAAUUUCAAAAGAGAACCGCAGACAACGCAUGGCGCGAUGCAACUCAUGCACUUGCUACAUCGAGACAGCACGAGUUGAAUAACCCAUUUCUUGAUAUUGAAGUCCUUCAACGAAGAGCCGAGAAGCUUGCUCGAGAAUAUGGCCUAUCUCUGAAUGUCGAUCGAAAUGGCAAGAUGGGCUCAUUCAAGCUACCGCAUCAGUUUUCGACUUCUACACUAAAUGUUCAUUCCAAUACCGUCCCUGGAAAUAGUACUUUUACCCAUGUUACUGGUAGUUUCCUCCCUGUGGACACCCAACUUGCAGAUCAGAUUGCGCUCAUGUCUUUGGCUACGAAGCAUCGUAUGCGAGGUCUGGUCGAGGACGCUGCACAACUAGCAAUGGAGAGACGGGUGGCUUCCCAUGGGGUAGUCCCACCAGACUGGUCGGAUGUUGCUGUACCGCUCAACGUCAACGAAGGAACCAUUGCCCCAGAAGGUGGUGUACGCGCUGGAUGGGAGGGCGCAGUUGAUCCCAAGCCGCAAAAACGUAUGUCAGAAAUAUCGAAAUAUUUAUUCACUCUUGCACCCGGCUAACAUGUGACAGGCUCUCUCUCAGUUGCAGGUGAAACUCCUAGAAUGUCUAACCCAGUGGUUUUUACUCUUCGAGAAUUAGCUACGAAGGAGCGGGAUUACGAAGAGGAACGUCUGAAAAAACGGCAAAAGCGAGAAACCCCCAGCAAUGCAUCUCGACCAGGCUCCGUUGUUGGUACGCCAGGUUCUAUCGCUCCCGACGUUUCCGAGAAAGCCCCGACCAAGAAGGAACAGAGCAAAAAAGCUCAAGCCAAGGUCAACGAAGCAGCAACUCACGCAGCUGCCAACAGCACCAUGUCGGCUUUUAUGUUUGGCGGAAAGAAGCAGAAGAAGUAUUCCUGGAUGACAGGCGGUGGUAGUGGUGCUAGUACUCCUGGACGACCUGUCAUCCCUGGAAUUGGGGCGCCUACCGGCCCACCCGUUCCCGCAAAAUUGACGGUGGAUGGUGUGAGACGGCUGGGUAGUUGGCGCGAGGAUUCGGAGAAAGGGAAGCAUAUUCAAUUGCGAGAUUUGAUCUUUGUCUUGGAACAGGAUGGACAACAGAAAAAGGCUUUACAGGUGGCUUAUUUGGCUGUGGGGGAGAGUGGACCUAAGUGA